CGUCUGGAAAGUGUUAUGGCUGUUGCCCAGAGCAGCAGCUUCAAUGAAACGUCAAAGAAGCCGUGUAAUUGCUACAAAGUUGCAAGCUUGAGUGAAACGAUAUUGGAAACUGACCAAACUGUAAAUUUGAGAGAUCGAUACAUUUUUGGAGAGCAACUGGGCUGGGGUCAAUUCGGUGUUAUUAGCUUGUGCUCGGAUAAGUUGACGAAAGAGGUGUUGGCAUGCAAGUCCAUAUCUAAAGAUAGAUUGGUAACCUCUGAUGAUGCACGGAGUGUCAAGCUUGAAAUCGAAAUAAUGACUAGGUUAUCAGGGCAUCCUAAUGUUGUAGAUCUCAAGGCUGUUUAUGAGGAUGAAGACUAUGUUCAUUUGGUUAUGGAGCUUUGUGCAGGCGGGGAGCUUUUUCACCGGCUUGAGAGGUAUGGCCGUUUUCCCGAGGCAGAUGCUAGAGUUCUCUUUAGGCAUCUAAUGCAAGUGGUCCUAUAUUGUCUUGAAAUUGGGAUUGUGCAUAGAGAUCUGAAGCCAGAGAAUAUCCUCUUAGCUACAAAAGCCUCAUCAUCACCAAUCAAACUAGCAGAUUUUGGUCUUGCAACAUAUAUCGAGCCUGGGCAGUGUUUGCAUGGGACGGUUGGGAGUCCAUUUUACAUUGCACCUGAGGUUUUGGUUGGGGGAUAUAACCAGACUGCUGAUAUUUGGAGUGCUGGGGUGAUUUUGUACAUUCUUCUUAGUGGGACACCGCCAUUUUGGGGUAAAACAAAAUCACGGAUAUUUGAUGCUGUGAGGGCAGCUGAUUUGCAGUUCCCAUCAGAUCCUUGGGAUGGGAUUUAUGGUUCUGCAAAGAAUUUAGUCAGGGGAAUGCUCAAUACAGAUCCUUCACAAAGGCUCACUGCACUGCAGGUUUUAGACCAUUCAUGGAUGAAGAGUGUUGAAUCUUAUCAAGAAGAAUCAAGUGAGGUUAUAUACCAAAGUUGUGGAGAGUUGGAGUUUCAUAGUGGCUCAUUUUCCAUGUCUAGGGAUCAGGAUAUCAGCUUUGGUGUUGGGUCGCCAAUCAUUUAUGAUGUUCAGUCACCCACGCUAACCUGCAGAACGUUAUUUUCUUCUUCCUUUGUGGAGCCAUCUACACCUUGCUUCGCAUCGGGUGGAUUUUCUUUCCGCAGCAGCAAUUCUGAUACCUUAGAAUUCCAUUCUGCCAUUCCGUCUAUGCCGAGCUUUGCAUUCUUCAGCCCUAGUUCCAGGGUUGAACAAGAGAGAUGCAAAUCUGAUUUGUCGGCCAACAUUAUUCAGAUGGAGAGAUUAGAUGGAGGAUUGGAUAAGCUGCUUAUGUUACCAGAUUCUUCGCUUUGCUGUGGGCCCGAGGCAAGUGAAAAGGAGAUCAAGGCAGCUGAAUUCGGAAGGACAGGAGGAACGAGCGGGUCUAGGUUGUCGGCCUUCCACAGCAAGAGGAACCGCACCAUCGGUCAUGGCGAGAAAGAACAACUCGAUUUCAUGGUGUCUGAAUCUGUCAUCCGAUGGGCAUCGUGCACGAAUCUCCCAACGGCCACAUCCCUCAAGUCAUCUCUCGUCUGUUGAGCUGUCGGUGCGAGUUGAAAUAGUUCCAAUGGAGGGUCAAACAUUCUCCAUCGACAUUUGCAUAAAACUGCAUUUUCUACGUGGACGUGUUUUAUUACUGAUUCUUAUUCUUAGGUGGCGUU
Molecule: messenger RNA, 1688 nt
Organism: Hibiscus syriacus
Lineage: Eukaryota; Viridiplantae; Streptophyta; Magnoliopsida; Malvales; Malvaceae
Product: calcium-dependent protein kinase 26-like
Exons: 4
Coding region: 16-1566 (516 amino acids)
Biological process (GO): intracellular signal transduction; peptidyl-serine phosphorylation; protein autophosphorylation
Cellular component (GO): nucleus; cytoplasm
Molecular function (GO): calcium/calmodulin-dependent protein kinase activity; ATP binding; calmodulin binding
Source: RefSeq, a predicted model, not a curated record